Molecule: messenger RNA, 1228 nt
Organism: Bursaphelenchus xylophilus (pine wood nematode)
Lineage: Eukaryota; Metazoa; Nematoda; Chromadorea; Rhabditida; Aphelenchoididae
Source: the annotation of a GenBank genome assembly
AUGCUCACGCUGGAAUUCACAAACAACAUUUUCCCGCAACUAGUAGGAUUAGUGGGAUCUAAAAAUAUUUUCUCAACAUUUUCGAACUUUAGCCUUAGCCCUUAACAAUGUGAAUUUGAUGUUCCCAACUCAACGUGCCGGGCAAAAAUGAAGCGUUCAGCAAAUUUAUGCUAAUCUCUCAGAGCCAUAAAUACGUCGAGAACCGCGGCGAUUGGGAAAUUCAAAUCGUUUCGAGAGAAAGCUAAAAGCUUGUCGACUGUUUUCAGGUGUCCUAUUGCUGGCAUUUUCUGGAAUUUACUUCGGAUAUUGUACUUUUGUUUAGUUGUUAUUGCACAGUUUUUUACGGAAUACGAAGGUACGUUCUGGGGCAAGCCGUUUAUUAUGGGUUCAGCGAUCAAACAAGUGUAAAGGUUCAAGUAUAGUAACAACCAGAGAUUACCCCGCUCCGGAGCCGGCUCUCGACUCCGGCUCUGAGCGGCUCUAGCUCCAAGCCGGCAGCCUGAGCCGGAGCCGGAGACCUUUUUAAAUUUUGCCGCAAAUUUUGGCCGUGGCAAUCUCUGGGAACAAUAAUCCACAUAUCAUUUCCAAAAAAAUCAGUUUGUGUUUUGCAAGGAACAUAAAAGAGAUUUAACUGCCCUUGUAGAAAUCAGAACAUGCAAAAUGUGGGGAAGCUUUGGUUCUUAAAUCUUUGUUUCUGCAAAGCGCAGGCCAAAACACUGAAUUUUGUAAUGGAAAGAUAUAUUCUCAAUUUGCGGCAAAAUGUUGGCCACAAAUACCGCUGUUUGUACCGCAGUUUGAGCACUUCCAUCUGUUUUUGAACCUUUUUCGGAUGUCCAAAACUGAUCCAUAGGGUCAGUUUUGGACAAAUUUUCGAGCCUUGACUAGGGCCUUGUCUAGUAAUGGUUGGAUGGUCCUUUCAGCCACCAAACAAUUCAUCAUCAAUAUUUUCCUUUGACCAUGCAACAAACCCGCCAGCUUCUGAUCUGUUUGCUAAUGAUCUGCAGUAAGUAUCCAACUGUUUACCGAAAACAUUAAUUCAGACAUAAUGAUCAUUGUGGCCCGACCUACCUUAAGACCCAACCCGACCAGUCAUGAAGGCUCGUGGGAGGGAGAUGACGACCCGGAGGCGGUUGGAGACUACUUGCCCGAGAGCACCUUUACCAAAAAGUUUUUGGAGGACAUUGAGCGCUUCAUUGCGUCCAUUUUCGGGUUCAAUUUGGACAAGUAG